AUGACUGAAGAAAAGAAGAAACCUCAGUCAUAUGCUGGUAUACCAGAGGCUCAGUUCCUGGAGGAUGUUGACAGCUUUAUGAAGGAACAGGGCCCCGAAGUCACAGUGGAGAUGAUCCUCAAGAGACUUGAGGAGCAGCAUCAGAAAUACAAGUUUAUGGAACUGAACCUUAUGUCGAGGCGGAAGCGGCUGAAGUCACAAAUCCCUGACAUUGAGGGCUCACUGAAGAUUGUCAAACAAAUGCAGGAGCAGAAGGGCAAGGAGGGUGUCAUUUCGUCUCACUUCCUGCUGUCGGACCAGGUGUACGCCAAGGCCGAGUCGACGCCGUCGGAGACCGUCUGCCUCUGGCUGGGCGCCAACGUGAUGCUCGAGUACUCGCUCGACGACGCCAACAAGCUGCUCUCCGACAACCUCAGCAACGCCUCCAAGAACCUGGGCCAGGUGGAGCACGACCUGGACUUCCUGCGUGACCAGUUCACCACCGUCGAGGUGAACAUGGCGCGCGUCUAUAACUGGGACGUGAAGAAGCGACAGGCGGCCAAGGCGGCCGGCGCGACGCUAUGA
This is a messenger RNA of Amphibalanus amphitrite, 564 nucleotides long. RefSeq names its product prefoldin subunit 3-like. Bases 1 to 564 code for a protein of 187 amino acids. Lineage: Eukaryota; Metazoa; Arthropoda; Thecostraca; Balanomorpha; Balanidae. The record is from RefSeq and is a predicted model, not a curated record. Gene Ontology annotation, biological process: microtubule-based process; protein folding; tubulin complex assembly. Gene Ontology annotation, molecular function: tubulin binding. The transcript has a single exon. Gene Ontology annotation, cellular component: cytoplasm; prefoldin complex.